Ornithorhynchus anatinus (platypus) is the source of this 1265-nucleotide messenger RNA. RefSeq names its product translocase of inner mitochondrial membrane 22 (gene TIMM22). Lineage: Eukaryota; Metazoa; Chordata; Mammalia; Monotremata; Ornithorhynchidae. The transcript is spliced from 4 exons. Gene Ontology annotation, molecular function: transmembrane protein transporter activity. Gene Ontology annotation, cellular component: TIM22 mitochondrial import inner membrane insertion complex. Gene Ontology annotation, biological process: protein insertion into mitochondrial inner membrane. The coding region runs from base 95 to 667 and encodes 190 amino acids. The record is from RefSeq and is a predicted model, not a curated record.
GGCAGGAGGACUGGCAAGAGGCCGGGCGGGAGGACUGGCAGAAGGACUGGCAGAAGGACUGGCAGGAGGCCCGACAGGAGGACUGGACGCGGUCAUGGCGGGGCCCCCGGCCUCAGACGGCCCGGGCUCGGCCGAGGCCCCGCUGCAGUACAGCGUCCUGCUGCAGCAGCUGGUCGGUGAGCGGCGGCGGCCGUGGCCCGGGCCCCUGGAACCCGGCGUCCUGGGCGGCAUCCCCAGCCCCGCCAAGAGCGAGGAGCAGAAGAUGAUCGAGGCGGCCAUGGAGAGCUGCGCCUUCAAGGCGGCGCUGGCCUGUGUGGGAGGCUUCGUCCUGGGUGGCGCAUUCGGUGUGUUCACCGCUGGCAUUGACACCAACGUGGGGUUUGAUCCCAAGGACCCCUACCGCACCCCGACUGCCAAAGAAGUCCUUAAAGAUAUGGGCCAGAGAGGAAUGUCCUAUGCCAAGAACUUUGCCCUCGUUGGGGCCAUAUUUUCCUGCACUGAAUGCCUGGUGGAAUCUUACCGGGGGAAAUCAGAUUGGAAAAACAGCGUCAUUAGUGGCUGCAUUACAGGAGGAGCCAUCGGUUUUAGAGCUGGCUUAAAGGCAGGGACCAUUGGAUGCGGAGGCUUUGCUGCAUUUUCAGCCGCAAUUGACUAUUACCUCCGGUGAGAUGGCACCUCUGGACCCCUGUAUCCGAGCCCUCAGGCAGAGACCAGGAGUCCCGUAUGGCUCCCGCGGCACAACGAAGGGGAGAGACUUGAUCCAAGGGGAGAGAUUUGAUCCGUUGGUUUCCCCUCCCUUGGCCCCGGCGGUGCCGGGCGGGAGCACGUCCUGACUGGCCGGCCUUCUGUUUCCUCAAGAGCCAGACUUCUGGGCCCACCCCGCACCCUGGCCGGCCGCCCACACCCGGGAUCACUGAUCUUGCUGGAUCUCACCCAGGGCUUUCAGAGACGGAGCGCUGUCAGACUAUCUCUUAAAGACGGAUCAGGAGCUAGCUCGUUGACUUCUAGGGAUUCGAUACGUCUCAAGUGCGAUGCUUCUGUUUACCACCGUCCUCUGGGUUCACAAGGGCUGUGGUCGGGGUCUCUCUUCUCUUUCCAUUGUGCUAUAGCUCCCGCCUCAGCCCAUCACCACAAGUGGAGCAGGAGUAGAUUUGUUCCAUUUGGGCCAUCUAGGGUUCAAGGUGCCAUUUGCCUUUCUGGCCACUUGUGUACAACCUUAACGUAUGUAUUUAAAUAGAAAUAAAGAAAUAGGUUUGGAAUAAAAA